Abrus precatorius (Indian licorice) is the source of this 2049-nucleotide messenger RNA. RefSeq names its product U-box domain-containing protein 52-like. The transcript is spliced from 8 exons. The record is from RefSeq and is a predicted model, not a curated record. Bases 1 to 2049 code for a protein of 682 amino acids. Gene Ontology annotation, molecular function: ATP binding; protein kinase activity. Lineage: Eukaryota; Viridiplantae; Streptophyta; Magnoliopsida; Fabales; Fabaceae. Gene Ontology annotation, biological process: protein phosphorylation.
AUGGAUUCAAAUGCAAAGGAAGAGUCCACCGUCGUCGCCAUUGAUAGCGACCGGAACAGCCAACACGCCGUCAUGUGGGCUGUCGAACAUCUUUUGACGAAGAAAUCCUCUUGCACCCUCAUUCAUGUCCGAACUACUACCUUGUAUCCUCAUGAUAUUGAUGCUACCCCUAUACAAGGUCGUCCACCAACCCAGGAAGAAUUGCACCAGUUUUUUCUUCCCUUUCGAGGAUUUUGUGCACGAAAGGGGAUAGUAGCAAAGGAGUUGAUCUUGCAUAACAUUGACGUUCCAAAUGCGCUGACUGAAUACGUCACUUACAACUCUAUCGGCAAUAUUGUUGUUGGUGCUCCCCGCUGGAAUAAUGCUCUUAUAAGGAAAUUUAAAGAGGUAGAUGUGGCAACAAGCUUAGUCAGGUCCUUGCCAGAGUCUUGCAUGGUGCAUGUUAUAUCAAAAGGAAAAGUGCACAAUAUUCGACCUGCAGGUCGUUCUCAAAAUGUUAGUAUCACAGUAACAAAAUCUAUAAAAGACAUUCUUAGUCCCAAGGCAAAUUCUCGGUCCGAAGAUUUAAAAAGAAAAUCAUUCAAGUAUAGAAUUUGGCAAGGCUCAAACAACGACGGGGUAAGUUCUGAUCAAAACAAGGAUGCAACCAAUGGAGAAACUAAUUCACCAAAAUUAUCGGAUGAAAGCAGCUCCUCACAAAAUUCAUCGAAUCGAAGUUCCCUCACAGGUGACACUUCAAGGGCACUUGGUUCUCAAUUGAAUGAGACGUCAAAUGAAAAUCAAGAUGUUGUAGAGAAUUCAAACACUUGUACUUGUAGGAGCAAAUCUUCUAAACAUUCACCUAAAGGCAAUGAGAUAGAAACGGGGAAAUUAAAACUAGAACCGAAGAGUAAAACAAAGAAGUGUAAUAGCUGCAAGGAAGCUGCAGCCGCAAAACAGAAGGCAAUGGAGCUUGAAAAGUUUAGGCAAGAAGAAAGAAACGUAGAAAAAACUAGGCUCGCUGAAGAGGCUACAUUGACCAUGGAAGAGGUAGAGAGGCAGAAAAUAAAGGGCCAGAAGGGAAAACAGAUCGAAACAAGAGCCAAGCAUGAGGAAGAAGAGAGGAACAGGGCAUUAAAUGCAACUGCACAUAACAAAAUUCAAUUUAGAAGAUACAAUAUUAAAGAAAUUGAAGUUGCGACACAUUACUUUGACAAUGAUCUCAAAAUUGGUGAAGGUGGCUAUGGACCUGUUUUUAAAGGGGUGCUUGAUAACACUGUUGUUGCCAUUAAGGCCGUUAGACCAGACCUAACCCAAGGAGAGAAGCAAUUUCAACAAGAGGUUAAUGUUUUAAGCACAAUAAGGCAUCCAAACAUGGUUCAACUUCUAGGUGCAUGCCCAGAGUACGGAUGCCUUGUGUAUGAGUACAUGGAAAAUGGGAGCUUAGAAGAUCGCCUCUACCAGAUAGAUAACACACCACCAAUUCCAUGGAAAGUUAGAUUCAAAAUAGCAUCAGAAAUUGCCACUGGCCUUCUUUUCCUUCACCAAACAAAACCUGAGCCUGUGGUGCAUCGUGACCUCAAGCCAGCAAACAUUCUCUUGGACAUGAACUAUGUGAGCAAGAUCACUGAUGUGGGUUUGGCCAGGCUUGUUCCCCCUAAUGUGGCUAACAAAACCACCCAAUACCAUAGAACAACUGCAGCUGGCACAUUUUGCUACAUUGAUCCGGAGUAUCAACAAACGGGUUUAUUGGGUGUAAAAUCAGAUAUAUAUUCACUAGGUGUAUUGCUUCUACAGAUUAUUACUGGAAAGUCUCCAAUGGGUGUGGCUCACUUGGUUGAGGAGGCUAUAAGCAAAGGAAAAUUUCCAGAGGUUCUUGAUCCAAAUGUCAAGGAUUGGCCCAUUGAAGAGACUUUAUCAUAUGCUAGGUUGGCUUUGAAGUGUUGUGAGAUGAGAAGACGCGAUAGACCAGACCUUGGUUCUGUCAUUUUGCCUCAGCUCAUUCGACUCAGGAAUCUGGGAGAAGCAUCCACUCACACUCAUAUUGUCCCCUCCUUAAAGGUUAGUUAA